Messenger RNA from Rotaria socialis, 849 nucleotides. NCBI's taxonomy places the organism in Eukaryota, Metazoa, Rotifera, Eurotatoria, Philodinida, Philodinidae. The record is from the annotation of a GenBank genome assembly.
AUGGUGACUUUAUCAUAUAUUAUUCAACAAUAUACAAUCUAUGUUGGAUGUUUUCUUUUUAUAACUGGUCUUGCGGGUAAUAUCAUUCAUAUUUAUAUUUUAUCAGUUGUAAGUUCUUACCGUUCAAACCCAUGUACGUUCUAUUUUUUAAUUGCAUCUAUCUGCGAUAUUCUUAUAUUAUUCGUCGCUCUUCUUUCGCGUAUUCUUGAGACCGGCUUUAGAGUCGAUCUUUUUUGUUCGUCGAUUAUAUGGUGUAAAUUUCGAAACUAUUUUAUCUAUAGCGUAACUAUUAUACCGUUCUAUUGUCAAUGCUUAGCAACGGUUGAUCAAUAUUUUGUUACAUCAAAAAAUAUCGAAUUACGACGAUUUAGUACUAUGAGACAAGCGUAUUGGAAUAGUCUAUUAUUAAUUGUGAUUUGUUUACUUCAUGGCAUUCCAUUUUUUCUCUACUAUGAUAUAUCACCAACGACACAUAUAUGUGCGUCUAUGAAUAUUCGAUUGACCUUAUAUCUUCCAAUAUCUGUACUUGGACUUCUUACAUUUAUACCUAGUUCAUUGACGAUUAUAUUUGGAUUUCUUACCUACAGAAAUGUAUCUCAAUCCGUAGGUCUGACUCAUCAGCAUGCCGAUCGUCAAUUAGUCAAUAUGCUCUGUAUGCAAAUUAUUCUAAUUCUUAUAACUACAAUUCCGUAUGGACUUCUUCAUCUAUAUUCAUUAGUAACAUUUAAAAUCGUUAAAAAUAAAAAUGCAACUCGUUCAAUCACGGAAUUAUUCAUUUUUACAAUUAUUAAUCUCAAUACAUAUAUUUAUACGGGUGUACGUAUGAUAGAAAUUAAAAAUUAUGAAUAA